Pseudomyrmex gracilis is the source of this 1005-nucleotide messenger RNA. It is a transcript of the gene bcn92, whose product is annotated as LYR motif-containing protein 4. Bases 158 to 439 code for a protein of 93 amino acids. Gene Ontology annotation, cellular component: L-cysteine desulfurase complex; mitochondrion. Lineage: Eukaryota; Metazoa; Arthropoda; Insecta; Hymenoptera; Formicidae. The transcript is spliced from 3 exons. The record is from RefSeq and is a predicted model, not a curated record. Gene Ontology annotation, biological process: iron-sulfur cluster assembly.
AUAUAAAACAAGCAGAUCUCAUCGUACAGCUGUGUUCCAAAAUUCAUUGUCGACGUUAAAAAUCUAUAGUUCGGAUCACGUUUGGCGGACAGUGCCGGAGUUAUCUUUGUUGAUGAGUGUGUAAAGUGUGAUAAUUUUGUUUUAAAUAGAAUAAGCAAUGGGUCCUAGUCGAAACGCUAUUCUGAAUCUUUAUCGGGAUUUAAUUCGAGAGAGUAAGAAAUGGAACUCGUAUAAUUACAGAAUGUACGCUCUGCGAAAAAUCCGAUGCGAAUUUAAGGAGAAUAAAGCGUUAAAAAAUGAAGAACAGGUUAAGCAAUGUUUUGCAAAAGCACAGGAGGCACUGGAAGUGAUCAAGAGACAAGUUAUAUUAAGCAAUCUUUACAGUACUAGGCCAUUAAUAAUCGAAACCAAAGGCAAAUUACAAGAUACAGGAAAAUAAAAUACACGCAACACUUAGCAAGAUUGAAUUAAAAAAACUUUGAGAAUUGUAUUUAAAAAAAAAAAAAAAAAUAGUAUAUCUCUUUGAGUUUGAAAUUCGCACUAUCCUCAUAAUUUUAUGUUAUACGUUUUGCAAGUAGUAGGUUUUUAUAUUUAUAUAAAAUUUACGCUUUUUACAUAAAAAGUUUACAAAGUAUUAAAAGACAUGCGCUCUGUUGUGAUCUGCUUAUUGACUUUUGUGGAGCAGAAUUGUGAGCAUAUAUCUAUGCAUCUAUUGAAGGUAGAUAUUUAUGACGCAUAAGUUAUCUUCGUAGGAUGAGCUUGCGUGUUAAAGAAAUAUGUAUAGCAUUUAACUGUAUAAAAGAAGUACUAUGCUAAUUUCUGUAAUUUGUUUUUUUUAAAUUAUAUAAAGCAAAUUUGUAUUUUAUUUGAAUAAGGAGGCAAAACUAGUAAAUAAUGAAUAAGAUGCAAAUGAUAGAUAUUUGUAUAUGUUUGUAAUAUAAGUAAGUUGUAGUACAAAUUGUGUAUAACUCAAAGAAAAUACUAAAUAAAUCACUUCAUGAAUCA